Messenger RNA from Tigriopus californicus, 1573 nucleotides. RefSeq lists its product as uncharacterized. The transcript has 3 exons. Bases 66 to 1484 code for a protein of 472 amino acids. Lineage: Eukaryota; Metazoa; Arthropoda; Copepoda; Harpacticoida; Harpacticidae. The record is from RefSeq and is a predicted model, not a curated record.
UACUUGAGCUCUUGACAUCCUCCGUCUGCAAAACACAAUCGCUUGUGAGCUUCCAUCGAGUGAAGAUGUCCGCCACGGUCUCCACCAGAUUUAGUGCACGGACCAAAGCUACGGAAAGAGUCUCUAGAUAUCGCAAUGAUUUGGAUCGCACACCAUCUUACGGGGUAGGAGACGUUUCCAGCUCUGUCACCUUCCGGAUUCCCAUCACGAGAUCCCGGGAAUCCUCCUUGACCCCGUCCUAUCGGAGGGACUCUUUCACUCGAGCGGCUAGUCCAUUGGCGACUCAAAUACGAAGACGCGACUCUUCGCUCAGUGUGACGGCGAGCUCUCCAAGCAUGAAUCGACGCAGCGUGGUUUUGUCCUCUGGAUUGGGCUCUGAAACAGCCAAGUAUAACCGCGAAGUGGCUUUGAAAGAGAUUAGCAAGAGCUUCAACGACGAUUUCAGACAGAAUCAGAUGAAAUAUCAUCAUACCGACCCGAAUGAAAUAGAGGCAGACCGGAUGAACAAGGCCCGAUCCAAAAUUUUGGGUCCGAGCUCAGGGCCCACUGCUUAUUUAGAUGAUCAUUUUGAGCGACGGGCUGCAGUCAGUGACCUAUUUGGCGACACUCAAAAAUUCAGUUCCCGAACGGUGGCGGCCGUGGGCAACCUUUUGGACCGCAACGCGAAGAAAGACAAAAAGGAUUACGCUUGGCGUAAAGACAUUGAAGAUUACGAAAAGAGCUCCGAGUUUGGAUUGCAGCAGAAGCUUCGAAGUUAUGAAAGCCGAAACCGCAAAAGAAGAGAAGAAGAACUUCAACAAAGCAAUCGACGACAAGCCGAGACCAAACCUGCAUCAACCCACUCCAAACCACCCUUGGCACCCGCUGCGAAGUCCCUCAAGAUUGAGCAUGACACGUUUACCAAGCCUUCAAGAAAAAUUGAACCCGUCGUCAAAGCCGAGAAAUCGAUCCCUAUCAAAAUUGAACAGAAAGCUGAAAUCGAGAAAAUGGACACAACCUCAACUGUUCCAACCAAACCCAAGGGAGAUCCAGAAGCAGUGGUAGAGCCAAUGGAGGCCAAAAAGAAGAAGGUCAUCACGACAAAGAAGGUGAAAAAGCCCGCGGGAUCUGGCUCGGAAGAUGCAGUGCUCAAAUCUGUUGAUAACACGGCCUUGAUUGACACCAAGCUGUCAGACUCUGAGGCGAAUGCUCAGACUAAAACCGAGUCGACGUCUGAACCUGUCAAAGCAACAGUCUCUGUCCAAGACGAAAACGUUGCUCCUGACACAACAGAGGGUCCGCCGAAGGAAGCACAGGAGGAGGAGGGCGACGAUGUCCAUGGAACAAAGAAAAUGAGAAGCGAUUUUGACACAAAGAUGGACAGUCUGGCGGCUGAAAUGGAGGCUGGACGGAGUAAGUUGGCCAAGCUGCGGGAGCGGAUACGCAAGGCUAAGGGAGCCAUCAAGGAAGCCGAUGAUGCCAUGGCGAAAACGAUGAAGACUUGAACGUGUAUACUGUAUACUCCAUACUUUAAUUACUUAUUACUUAAAUUCGAAAGCCUUCCUCAAUCAUUAAAAGUCAAAUAUUUAUAAGA